GUUGUGCCUAGCGCAUAUUUGGAAGUUCAUGAAGGAUAACGCAUGGCCUUACCAGCCAUAGGAAUACAGAGAACGGCGAAUUUCUUGGAAUUUUGAUUGCCCUUUGAUAGAGCUUACAAUCGUGAGCCGAACCUCCUACGGCACUGAAGUUAUUGGGGAUUCCGAGAUGCAUCAGAACUACGGCAAGGCGUGUCUGAAUAGAAGGUUGGGCAUCUGUACGCCUGUCCAACUCUGUCACGAUGCUGUCAGGUAUGCAGACUUGGAUGGAAAACGCUCUGGCAGUCCUUCACUGGCAUACCGAAAUCGACGGCAUGGAUGUUGAAUUUGUACUAGGUAGCCCACUGAUAAAAGUGCCAUUCACUCUGCCACUCCGUGCACGAAAUUGGACGUGCAUUAGGUACUAGUACUUUCAUGCGCGUCACCAAGGUCGACAAUCCAAGUGAGGUCGGAAGUAGGAUAUUUGGUUAGAAAAACGUACCCUUACGGACUCGCGCAUAGAUCAGCAUGUUGGUCUUCCCUAAUAAUAUGAUCAAUAUCAAGAUUUCAAGCAAAAGUAUGCCCAAGGUAGCAAUAUAAUUCCGUAUUUAAGCAUACAAACCAGUGCUGACUAGUAAGAUACGACAGCACACCGAUGGAGCUAAUAUAAAUUGGAAUGUGCAUGU
Messenger RNA from Aspergillus glaucus CBS 516.65, 662 nucleotides. RefSeq lists its product as uncharacterized. The transcript has a single exon. The record is from RefSeq and is a predicted model, not a curated record. NCBI's taxonomy places the organism in Eukaryota, Fungi, Ascomycota, Eurotiomycetes, Eurotiales, Aspergillaceae. The coding region runs from base 167 to 322 and encodes 51 amino acids.